CCGAGAACUUUGUCUUUUUCGCCUCAGUCGGCAGCUCCAUCAGCUCCUCCGUCAUAGUCGUGCGUUAGGCGCGCACGCUGCCGCCGCGUCAUGUUUCGCCAGGGACGUAGUCGUCGAGUCGCCGUCGUGCGAGCUCAAGUCCAGAUUCGAGGCCGCCCAGGGCAUCCAUGGUUAGUGGGCUCGCUGUCGCUCUCCAGCACCAUUGCCGCAGCCUUCUUGGCCGGCCGGCCGCGCCCGAUCUUGCGAGCAACGCUGCCACCGCGUGGCUUGCGUCCACCGCGCUUGCGCCUAGCCGGAGCAGCCUUGGACGUAUCUUCAUCCUGCUCAUCAUCCUCGCUACUCUUGUUGCCUUGCUCGCCUGGCCACGUCCUCCUGGGCCUUGCCCUCGUCCUCGCUCACUUUAUCGCCUUCGUCGGCCUCUUCUUCAUCCUGCUUCUCCUUUUCAGGCUGCUCAAUAAUAUCCUUGUCCUCCGCCACGUCGUCCUCUUCGCCCUCAUUGCCAUCGUCGUUUUCGCCCUCGUCUUCGCUUUCCUCGCCGCCCUCGUCUGCCUCGGCAGCAAUCGGACUCUUCAGGAUCAUCCGAUUCCUCAGGCUCCUCGACAGCAUCCAUAGCUGACUCUACCUCAGACUCAGUCCCUGAAUCCUCCUCAACUGUGUCAGUAACAACCUGCCUCGCUCCCCUGCCAUUCCUGGUGCGCAUCCUAGGCGCCUGCGCCUGACGGCGACU
Linderina pennispora is the source of this 727-nucleotide messenger RNA. RefSeq lists its product as uncharacterized. The transcript has a single exon. The record is from RefSeq and is a predicted model, not a curated record. NCBI's taxonomy places the organism in Eukaryota, Fungi, Kickxellomycota, Kickxellomycetes, Kickxellales, Kickxellaceae. The coding region runs from base 91 to 612 and encodes 173 amino acids.